UGGUUACAGCUGUUCAAGUGUUCACUUGACGCUAUUGUUUAUUUAUCUGCUUCUUUUGUUUGACGGUUGACCGUGUAACGACAUAACAAAAUUGUGUCUUUAUCUCCGAAAUACACGUGUUUCAGUAAUUCAAAAACUUAUUUUAAAUAUUAAUGUAUCAAUAACCUGAACUAACUAAAAUGGCAUUAUAUAUAAAGCCACCGCCGGUGUUUGAUGAUUUGGAAGAGAAAGUAAAGGAGUAUAUAUUAAAUCCAGAGCGUUUGCCCAUUCACAAAUGGGAAAAAUCUGUAUCACAUUGGCAUAGAACACCAGAUAUUGACAGUUUGUUUAAGAAAAAUGAACCUGAGUUAGAACUUGACACGACACUCGAAGUUGUUCGAGAUCCCAUUACUGGAGAGAUAGUAGGUUUAGAAGAAGUGAGCAUAUCAGUUGAUAAUGAGGCAGAGAAUCUAUCUAUGUCCAGAGCACCGUUACCUCCUAGUUUGGCAACUAGAGGAAGUACAACACAAAAUCCAUUUCUUCCCGCAGGCUUUGAAGAUGAACUUCAGAAAAUGCUUGAUGAAGCUGCAAAAUGUACAGAGAUUUCAAUUGAUCUAGAAGAAGAUGAGCCUGGAAAAUUUUUGGGAGAAGAAUUAUUAACAACUUUACCUGGUUCGGAUAAAAGAAUAGUAUUUGCUGAGGAUGGUAUGACAUUGCUGGAACAAGAAAAUAAAGAUGGCUCCCAGAAAGAGAAAAAAGAAGAAAUAGAGUUAGAAAUCAAUAUUAACUUGGAAGAAGUUGUUGAAAAUACUUCUCAUUUAAUAGGUCUGUGGCAAGAUGAUGAAAAGCAAGAGCAAAAACAAAAACCUCUCAAAAAAAUAGAACUACAAAUAGAAAAAGAAACUGCUGAUGAUAAUUUUCUGGAAAGUACUGUUAUAAAGCCUCCUGUAGAACUUCCCGAAAUACCAGUACUCAAUAUAACUAGCUCUGCGCCCAAAAUGGGAGUAACUUCCACUGAAUGGGCAGAAAUGAUAGAUGUGUCUCUACCUGUACCUGAAUUCAAGGAGAAAAUAAAGGAUAUGGCGCAUUCCUAUCCAUUUGAAUUGGAUACAUUCCAAAAACAGGCGAUACUUAAAUUAGAAGAGGGUCAUCAUGUUUUUGUGGCUGCUCAUACGUCUGCCGGUAAAACUGUAGUAGCCGAAUAUGCUAUUGCAAUGUCGAGAAGAAACUGUACGAGGGCUAUUUACACAUCUCCUAUCAAGGCUCUAUCAAAUCAAAAGUAUAAUGACUUUAACAAAACAUUUGGUGAGGUCGGUCUACUGACAGGUGAUCUACAAAUAAAUGCUACGGCGUCCUGCCUGGUCAUGACUACUGAAAUCUUACGUUCUAUGUUGUAUUGUGGAUCUGAAGUUACAAGAGAUCUCGAAUUUGUUAUAUUUGAUGAAGUUCAUUAUAUAAAUAAUGCAGAGCGCGGUUAUGUUUGGGAAGAGGUACUUAUAUUGCUGCCAGCUCACGUUAGUAUAGUCAUGUUGAGCGCGACGGUACCCAACACGCUGCAGUUCGCGGACUGGGUGGGUCGAACCAAGAAGCGAAAAGUGUUUGUGGUGUCCACACCGAAGCGGCCUGUACCGCUAUGUCACUAUUUAUAUACAGGAUCUGGCGGCAAAUCUAAGAAUGAACGAUUUUUAGUUGUCGAUCAAGAAGGAAAUUUCCAAUUACGAGGUUACAACGAAGCUGUAGCCGCUAAGAAAUCUCGUGAAAAUGAAUAUAAGAAAAGUUUUGGUCCCAAAGGUGGUAAGCAAUACGGUAAUCCGAAAGCAGAGCAAACGAUGUGGGUGGCUUUGAUAGAUCACUUGAGACAGUCGGAUAAGUUACCCGUUGUGGCCUUCACUUUGUCUCGUAAUAGGUGUGAUCAAAAUGCAGAAAAUUUAAUGUCAGUCGAUUUGACUACUGCUAAAGAGAAAGGCUACAUACGGUCAUUCUUUUCGAGAUGUCUGCAGCGGUUAAAGGUACCUGAUAGAGGAUUACCACAAGUGAUUCGUCUAGAGAGGGUGUUGGAGAAUGGUAUCGGUGUACAUCACAGUGGAAUUUUACCAUUGCUAAAAGAAAUAGUGGAAAUGCUCUUCCAAACUGGUCACGUGAAGAUCCUGUUCGCGACGGAGACGUUCGCGAUGGGCGUGAACAUGCCGGCGCGCACCGUGGUGUUCGACGACAUCUCCAAGUUCGACGGGCUGCAGUCGCGCAGCCUGGCGCCCGCCGAGUACAUCCAGAUGGCGGGCCGCGCGGGCCGCAGAGGUCUGGAUGACACCGGUACAGUAAUAAUUCUGUGCAAGGAAACUGUGCCAGAUCAAGUUACUCUAAAAGAAAUGAUGCUCGGAAUUCCUCAUAAGCUAUCUUCGCAAUUUAGGCUAACUUAUGCCAUGAUCCUGAGCUUGUUGAGGGUCGCUACAGUAUCUGUUGAAGGUAUGAUGCAGCGCUCUUUCCGUGAAUUUCACCAGCUAUGCCAAGCGGAUAACUACCGGAAACAAUUGAAAAUCGCCGAAAAGGAAUACUCGGAAAAGUGCAGUACUCCUCUGCCCUCCCAUUUGACUCCUCUAGCUACCUUUUAUGAUACAGCAGCAGCUUAUAUCGACGUUUUGAAUGAUAUCAUGCCUAUACUGCUGAAUCAGCCUAAGAUCGUAAAAGAGUUUACACCUGGAAAAAUUCUUGCAUUGUCUGCCGGACCUUAUAUUAAUCAGUUGGGGAUAUAUUUAAAUAACAGUGGUCCAAGACAGACGCCCUACAAAGUGUUAGUACUCAACACAGUUGAAAAGGACACUACAAUGUACAACUUCGAUGUGGACGAAAACUGGUAUCGAAUGUUAAGUUUUUCUGCGCUUUACGAUUAUAUAGGCACAGAAGAAAGCACGUUAGACCACACCAUACUAUGUGUAGCACCAAAGAACAUAAUAGCUGUAACCAAAAUUAAUCUCAAAAUCGACGUUAACAUUAUCAUCCAAGAUUGGGAGAAAAGACAAAUGCCAAGGUUCAAGGACGCGCCGGUGGGCAGCAGCUGCGCGCAGGCGGUGCAGGAGCUGGCGCGCGCCUCGCACGCGGCCCGCGCGCGCGGCUCCGCGCCGCCCGCGCACUGCCUCACGCGCGCGCUGGCCGUGCACUCGGGGGAGGUGCUGCACGCGCUCGACGACAUGAACCGCCUGAAGGCAGAUUUAGACGUGCAAAAGAAGGCAACAGAUAUAGCAAACUUUAAAAACGAGUUUGCCAUAGUAUAUGAACGAAAACAGACUGAAAGAAAGCGGGACAAAUACAAGCGUCUACUUUCUUUUGAAAACUUAGCUCUCUAUCCAGACUACCAACGAAGACUGAUGGUCCUGCGCGAAUUGAACUACAUUGACGAACAGGACAAUGUCAUACUCAAGGGACGAGUCGCAUGUUGUAUGGGAACCAAUGAAUUGAUUAUAUCUGAGCUUGUGUUUAGAAAUGUUUUCACAGAUAAAAGUCCAGCAGAAAUAGCCGCGUUGCUCAGUUGUUUCGUGUUUCAAGCGAAAACAAGAACGAAUCAGUUCCUAACGAAACAGUUGAGUGCUGGUGUAAAAGCAAUUCAAGAAAUUGAUGAAGAACUGUCUUCUAUUGAAUCCAAAUAUUUGGUAGGUCAAUUUGAGGGCCAACCGGAGAGGUUAAACUUUGGUUUAGUUCGCGUCGUGUAUGAGUGGGCAUUGGAGAAACCCUUUUCGGAGAUCAUUGAGCUUACUGACGUGCAAGAGGGCAUAAUUGUUCGAUGUAUCCAACAAUUGCAUGAGCUCUUAGUCGACGUAAAAGAUGCAGCAGUUGCAAUAGGAGAUCCUAAACUCCAAGCAAAGAUGAUGGAAGCUUCAACUGCCAUUAAAAGAGAUAUUGUAUUUGCUGCCAGCUUAUACACUACACAAAGAGAGGCUGUCGUAUUAUAAUAUUUACAAAUUAUUGGUUUAAAAAAUAAUUAAGCAAUAAUGUAAUCAGUUACCUCAUAAUAAAAAUAAUUAUACAAAAAAA
Messenger RNA from Melitaea cinxia (Glanville fritillary), 4005 nucleotides. It is a transcript of the gene tst, whose product is annotated as helicase SKI2W. Gene Ontology annotation, biological process: nuclear-transcribed mRNA catabolic process, 3'-5' exonucleolytic nonsense-mediated decay. Lineage: Eukaryota; Metazoa; Arthropoda; Insecta; Lepidoptera; Nymphalidae. The record is from RefSeq and is a predicted model, not a curated record. Gene Ontology annotation, molecular function: RNA helicase activity; RNA binding; ATP binding. The transcript is spliced from 21 exons. The coding region runs from base 180 to 3923 and encodes 1247 amino acids. Gene Ontology annotation, cellular component: Ski complex.